Ananas comosus (pineapple) is the source of this 825-nucleotide messenger RNA. RefSeq lists its product as uncharacterized. The coding region runs from base 1 to 825 and encodes 274 amino acids. The transcript has a single exon. Lineage: Eukaryota; Viridiplantae; Streptophyta; Magnoliopsida; Poales; Bromeliaceae. The record is from RefSeq and is a predicted model, not a curated record.
AUGGCAUCGAGCGGCCACCCUCCUCGCAGCGGCGGCGUCGACGUUGAUGUCUUUGACUACUCAUACUUGCACCGGCGGCAGGAAGACCUGACGACGGCGACGAUCAAACUGGUACUCUCAAGAAUCUACUGUUGGAAUCAAAUCCGAUCUGUCGAACAAAUCACCUAUGAUCGACUCUUCCGGCGACCGGCCAGCGAGAUGCGCCAUUCCGAAGAGGCGAUGAUCGCCAUCUCAGACAUGCUUUCCGACUCUGACGUCCCAGUCGGAGACGUCGACUUGGAGCGGAUCGCAUAUCGCAUCUACUCCGGAGCCAGGAGGAUUGCUUCCCGUGCAGAGCUUUUCGGAAGGGUCUUCUACAUGAUCGUGCAUGUACAGAUACCCGUGACGGAGCCAUGGUGGGUGCGCGGAGGAGAGGGCAACGUCAACGACCCUGCUUCGGACCCCAUGCCGUGGCGGUACAUGCAGCCAGCGGAGCAGGUCGACGACAUGCUGGCGGUGCCGAUGGACGACGACGUGCUGGCGGUGCUGAUGGACGACAACGUGCUGGCAGUGUCGAUGGAUGACGACGCUCUUGGCGGUGCUGGCGGAGGUUUCGGCGGGGUUCCGGCACCGAGCGCGUCCAUUGAGAAGCUAGAUAGGAUGAGGUACCGUGACGAGGAAGGGCGCGGAUGGUGCCGCGAACGAGCUUGUUCAAUUUGCAUGGACGAAUUUGAGGAGGGGGCGCGGUUGUGCAAGAUACCGUGCUCUCACGCCUUCCAUGAAGAGUGCCUUACGCGGUGGCUCGAGCGCAGCCGCCUCUGCCCGCUCUGCCGAUACAGUAUUUAA